AUGUACGGCUUCGUCCAGCCGCCCGCAAGACACAACCACGAAGAUGACCCGGAAGCUUCCAAGCUGCUGUCCAACGGCGGCACCCCGUCGGUUGCUAUCGGCGCCACCAACAGUGCAGUUGCGGCGACCGAGGAGUCCGCGCACAGCAACAAGGCCCACGGCCACCAGGGCAGCAUACUGGAAAGCAUGGCCAACUCUGGCUUGAUCUCCUGUCUUCUCUUCAAGCAGCCCGCGUUAAUACAGCACCGUGACACGCUGCGUGCCGUGGUCGAGUUUGGCCUGAUCAUGAUUUGGUACUUUGUGGCUGACCGUACGACUGUCGUACCUUGGGGCGAGAAGUCGUACAGCCGUGACGUGUUCAUCUUUUUGUUCGUGGUACUCACAUCGGUCGCUUUGGGCACAUCCAUCCGCGCAUUCAAAAUGCCGCUGCUGCUCAAUCGGCCGCAAACGGAGGAGUGGAAGGGCUGGAUGCAGGUUCUGUUUCUGCUGUACCACUACUUUGAAGCCAAGGAGGUUUACAACGCCAUUCGCAUUUUCAUCGCCGCGUACGUUUGGAUGACGGGUUUUGGAAAUUUCUCCUACUACUACAAGACGGGAGAUUUCUGCAUUGGCCGGUUUGCGCAGAUGCUCUGGCGCCUCAACUUUUUGGUGUUCUUCGCGUGCGUCGUUCUUCGCAACAGCUACAUGCUGUACUACAUCUGUCCCAUGCACACCAUCUUCACCGUCUUUGUGUACCUGGCCCUGGCCAUCGCACCACAACUGAACGUCAACCACGGCUGGCUGUUUGUCAAGAUUCUGUUGUGCUUUGCGUUCAUCUUUGUGACUUGGGACCUCAAGUUUGUGUUUUACGCCAUCUGGUCGCCCUUCAAGUUCAUUUUGGGCUACUCGGACCCGCGCAACCCCACGGAGGAUGUGCUCCAUGAGUGGUACUUCCGCUCCGGACUGGAUCGCUACAUCUGGGUGUACGGCAUGCUGUGCGCGCUGGUCCACCCUCAGGCAGCUGCCGUACUGAAGUACAUUGACGAGCUGCCGGUCAUUCGGCGGUACACUGCGCGCACCAUCAUCCUUUCUCUCUGCGGUGUCGCCAGCUAUUACUACUACAUCACCGUUUACAGCAAGCCCAAGUACGAGUACAAUACCGUACAUCCGUACACCUCCUGGAUUCCAAUUACGUUGUGGAUCAUUAUCCGUAACAUCACUCCCUGGCUGCGAGUUCAUAGUCUGCGGUUGUACGGCUGGCUGGGGUGCAUUACGUUGGAGACGUACAUUUCCCAGUUUCACAUUUGGAUGAAGACCGACGUUCCCGACGGCCAGCCCAAGAGCCUGCUGGUUCUCAUCCCGGACUACCCGCUCCUCAACUUCGCCCUCGUAUCAGGAUUGUACAUCCUUGUAAGCCACCGCCUGUUCGACCUGACCAACACGCUGAAGAAUGCGGCCGUGCCGCACUCGAACAAUGCAUUGCUGCUGCGCAACGUCAUCCUUAUGGCCGUCACUGGGAUGGUCCUGUACACGGUCGUGGCAUUCCUCUAUACGACCACAACCAGGGUGCUUGCAUGA
Molecule: messenger RNA, 1557 nt
Organism: Volvox carteri f. nagariensis
Lineage: Eukaryota; Viridiplantae; Chlorophyta; Chlorophyceae; Chlamydomonadales; Volvocaceae
Exons: 9
Coding region: 1-1557 (518 amino acids)
Biological process (GO): xyloglucan metabolic process; xylan biosynthetic process; plant-type secondary cell wall biogenesis
Cellular component (GO): Golgi apparatus
Molecular function (GO): acetyltransferase activity
Source: RefSeq, a predicted model, not a curated record